UUUGUCACUUCCUCCAGGUUGGACCAUGGUGGACCGGAGAGACUGAAACUUGAUGUGAGGAAAUAUGCCUGUGAACUGGAACUGGACACAAACACAACACACAAAAAUCUCAAACUGUCUGACAACAACAGGAAGGUGUCAUGUGUGGAAGACGAUCAGUCAUAUCCUGAUCAUCCAGACAGAUUUGACUCCUGUCCUCAGCUGCUGUGUAGAAAUGAUCUGACUGGUCGCUGUUACUGGGAGGUCGAGUGGAGAGGAACAGUUUUUACAUCAGUGACUUACAGAGGAAUCAAAAGGAGAGGAGGCAGAUAUGACUGUGAGUUUGGAAGGAAUGAUCAGUCCUGGAGUCUGGACUGCUCUGAUGAUGGUUGUUACUCUGUCUGGCAGAAUAACAAAAAAACAUCCAUCUCCUCCUCCUCCACUACCUCCUCAUCUGUCUCUAACAGAGUAGCAGUGUAUGUGGACUGUCCUGCUGGCACUCUGUCCUUCUACAGAGUCUCCUCUGACACAUUGAUCCACCUCCACACCUUCAACACCACAUUCACUCAGCCUCUGUAUGCUGGAUUUGGAGUCUGGUCUGGUUCCUCAGUCUCUCUGUGUCCUCUGUAGGAGGGAGAGUCUCUCUGUGUCCUCUGUAGGAGGGAGAGUCUCUCCUGUGGACAGAAACUCUGCUGACUGAAGAUCAGCUGCUGAAAUCAAACAUCACACACACUCUGCACUGUGAAGCAGAUCUGUCUCAGACUCAAACAC
Scomber japonicus (chub mackerel) is the source of this 750-nucleotide messenger RNA. RefSeq names its product stonustoxin subunit beta-like. The transcript is spliced from 2 exons. The annotation marks the transcript as partial. Gene Ontology annotation, molecular function: protein binding. Lineage: Eukaryota; Metazoa; Chordata; Actinopteri; Scombriformes; Scombridae. The record is from RefSeq and is a predicted model, not a curated record.